CGUCGAUAUCUUGGUUGACUUGCAGGCAUUUAUGUGACUGUAAGAUCCUGGGUCACGGACGAUAGUGCAGUUCAAUCUUUUGCCCUAACUCUGUGACCCUGACGGUGUGCUGCUGCCCGCAAUUCCAAAUAACGUUGCCACCAACGCCCACUAUUAUAAUACGGAUGAACCCAUCUUGCUCCCUUUGUCAGACUGACAAAGAAGAAUACAAGUCCAUGACUAAGGUCGUCCCAUGGCGUUAGGUCGCAAACCUCGUAUAGCGUGUCAGCUUACAACUGGGGCUGGAUGGCAGCCGACUAGCCCGGUUGGGCGCCGCUAGCCUCGCGCAUCAACCCUUAUAAGCGGCCAUGGCAUCCUGCCAGCAUCCUGCCAGCAUCCUGCCAGCAUCAGCAUCCCCGUCAACGUGCAAGGUUGCGCUCCAUCGUGUCAGUCGCAUUCCGCUAAAUGGCAAUCCUCCGUCCCACAGGCAAGGAGCCCCGGCUCCCUGCCCCUCUCGGGGGCCCCCACAAGAUGUUCGACGGCUCCUUCGUCAUCGAGUUCCUGCAGGUACCCGCCGACUUGGACGCUACCGUCUUGAUGCGGGCGACCUAUUUUGGCGCACAUGCUUUGACGAAGCUGGGGAAGCAGCAUCCUCAGGCACCUCCACUACACAUCCACUUCUACCAAGCCGAGUCGUUCAUCGUGGAAUCCGGAGCGGCAGGCACUACCACCACAUACGACGUCAUCGACACCAUCCACACGACCGAGGGAGCAUACCCUCAGACUCUCUCUCGCGGUGGUCGUGCACCACUGCUACCUGCUCGAGUAUCACCCGAUGACCCCUUCUGGUCCACCACCGAAGGCCAAGCAUACGCAAACACUCUCCCUGCAGGCCGACACACCGACACCACCCUCCUGAUCUGGGGCCAUCCGAAGACGCACACCGGCCCGCCGACGGGCACCUUCGCCCGCGACUUCCCCCCGGACAUGGACGCCGCCUUCUUCCUGGGGAUGCUGUCCCUCGUCGACGCGGUGCACGGGCAGCGGCUCGCGAUGAGCCCCGGGCUGGGGGCCACGCUCAUGGCGACGCAGACCGCCAGUGGGGCUGCCAUGAUCGUCGCGCCCAAGGCGUGGUGGCUGGGCCCGCUGCGCUGGGCGAUUCCCUGGUACAUGCAGGUGCUGAUGGAGUGGACGCGGAAGGUGUUUGACCGGCGGAGUGUGGUGCAGCUGGUGGAGGAUGCUAUUGCGAGGGAAGUGGUUAGGAAGCAGUAA
Molecule: messenger RNA, 1251 nt
Organism: Aspergillus japonicus CBS 114.51
Lineage: Eukaryota; Fungi; Ascomycota; Eurotiomycetes; Eurotiales; Aspergillaceae
Exons: 3
Coding region: 445-1251 (268 amino acids)
Source: RefSeq, a predicted model, not a curated record